UGAUAAAAAAACAGGUGGAAGAAACCAUUUACUUUGAGGGGAACUUACAUGUGCUGCCAUUGACAUGCUUGAUUUUAGUAGUGUGGUCUGGGCUGCUGUGCAACACUUGGGUCAUGCCUUGUUCCGUGGAUUGAGCAGUCUGUUUGCUCUGUCAAAGUUAGAUGUAGCAGCCAUUAAAGGGAAGUAGUAUUUCAAUGCUCACCCGUGGGAGUCUGACUUGAGAAUAUUGAACCUGAGUGAAUCAAGAGGUAGGGCUGCGUUACAAUGGGCCGAGAUUCGAGAACAGCAAAGUUGAAGACAUCAUUAGCCUGUGUUUUCCCAGUGCCAUGGUACCCUUGAGUCACUUUCAUCCACUCCUAACUUCAGUUUGGAACUAUCUCUAGAUAGUUCCUAUUUUUAUGUAUGGUUUUUCAAUUUCCUCUCAAUUAUUGGGGGUUUUAGAGGAGGUUAAACCUCAAGUUAAAAAGCUCAACAAGGCUUGAGUUGUGGGCUCUUUCACCUUGUCUCAGCGUCAAUGUUGGUUAAACAAUGUACCAACGGAGUUGGCUAUUUACAUAUACUUUGUACAUUGGUUUUGUUAAGAUUCUUACGUUGUCAGUACUUGGUUGUUAAUAUCUUCUUUCUUUAUUCCGUUAGGAGGGCAAAAACCAACAUGGGCUUAGACCUUGCCAUACUCCCAGACGGGGGUUUACCAAAUAAAAGAGGGUAUAGUGAAAAUGGAAUAAAUUGUUUGAAGCUGAUCUAGUUGACAAAGUAACAGGGGAUAAACCCUGUGCAGGGAUUUUGGAAGUGAAUCAAUAUCUAGAACCAAAUCUCAACAAAAGCGGCGUCGUAGGGUGGUAGAUUCCAUUUCUCGUUGACUCUUCUGUUUCAGCAUUUGCUCACAAACUCACCGGUAUACAACCUCUGAGGCAGAAGAAGUGGGAAACACAGUAGUCAAAAAUAUCGUUCUGAAAGUUAUAAGUAUUCUUCCAGUUGUUAGUUGGGCGGUGCUCAGCUAGACUACAGUUAUACAGACAGUUGAAGUAUUUAAUUCGGUUGCAUAAAGAUGGAAGUGAACAAAGGGAAGUAUGCUGCUGAUCUCUCCUCCAUCAGAGAAGCACAAGCACGCAUCAAUUCAUUCAUACACAAAACUCCAGUCAUGACCUCGGAGUCUCUAGAUGCUAUUUCUGGAAGGAGGUUAUUCUUUAAGUGUGAAUGUUUCCAAAAGGGGGGAGCAUUCAAAUUCAGAGGUGCUUGCAAUGCUGUAUUUUCACUUGAUGACCAUCAGGCAGCUAAAGGGGUUGUAACACAUAGCAGUGGUAACCAUGCUGCAGCAUUGGCAUUGGCUGCAAAGUUACGCGGGAUCCCUGCACAUAUAGUUAUACCAAAAAAUGCUCCACAAUGCAAAGUUCAGAAUGUUGUGCGUUAUGGUGGUCAGGUUAUAUGGAGUGACGCAACAGUGCCUUCAAGGGAGAAAACUGCAACCAAAGUGUUGCAAGAAACUGGGGCUGUACUCAUACAUCCGUAUAAUGAUGGGCGAAUUAUAAGUGGGCAGGGUACCAUAUCCCUUGAGCUUUUGGAGCAAGCCCCUGAGAUAGACACUAUAAUAGUUCCCAUAAGUGGAGGCGGCUUGAUAUCAGGGGUGGCAUUGGCUGCCAAGUCCAUCAAUCCUGCCAUUCGAGUUUUGGCUGCUGAACCAAAGGGAGCUAAUGAUGCAGCUCAAUCAAAAGCAGCUGGUAGAAUUGUAACCUUACCUGAAACAAAUACGGUAGCUGAUGGGCUGAGAGCUUUCCUUGGUGAACUCACCUGGCCCAUUGUACGAGAUUUUGUUGACGACAUUAUAACUGUGGAUGAUACGGAGAUAAUAGAAGCAAUGAGACUCUGCUAUGAGAUUCUUAAAGUUGCAGUUGAACCGAGUGGAGCCAUAGGCCUUGCUGCUGUCUUAUCCGAUAGUUUCAGGAACAACCCUGCCUGGAAGGAUUGCAACCAAAUAGGAAUUAUACUUUCUGGAGGUAUUGCGAAUCAUAGGACUUGAGACUCUCUCUGUGCUUUUAAAGCAUGGAAAAAAACAUGGGGAAUUGCUAGUUUAAGAUAUGUAUUACCCAGAGCCUCAACCCUCAAGGGCCAUAAUCAUAUUUUCUACCUGCAAUCGAUCAGUUUAUGAACACUAGACCCAGCAAAAGCUAGGAAAGAGCCUAUGCCGUAAAGAUUUGAGACUUAUGUUCAAACUAUGGUCCAAGUGAAGUUCGAAUGUGAAUAUUGGCAAUAUUAUAACCUAUGCUUGAAA
Molecule: messenger RNA, 2269 nt
Organism: Theobroma cacao (cacao)
Lineage: Eukaryota; Viridiplantae; Streptophyta; Magnoliopsida; Malvales; Malvaceae
Source: RefSeq, a predicted model, not a curated record